Messenger RNA from Heterobilharzia americana, 1104 nucleotides. Lineage: Eukaryota; Metazoa; Platyhelminthes; Trematoda; Strigeidida; Schistosomatidae. The record is from the annotation of a GenBank genome assembly.
AUGUGCGACUAUAGUGAAUUUCAGAGGCCUGAAAUAUUAGUUCAACAGAUUGUUCAAUUCUCUACAAAGUUGGAAGUUUUUAAAGUACAGUAUGAAGAUCAGUAUUUGAACUCGUAUCAUUGUGGUUUUGAAGCGUUUAGAAGCCUCCGAGGUUCCGUUGAUUUCAUUGAUAGACAGUCACCACUUUUCAUUAAUUGUUUUUAUACUGACGACAGUUCUUGUUCAGAAGCGGCAUCACCUGCUUCACUCAGUGACAAUUCUGAUCAUUCUUCUAUUGUAUCACGUGUAUUCAGUGAAAAACUUGUCAUCACUUUGAAUGAUGACAAACAAGGUGCUUCAAAUCAAAAUCAAACUGUUAAACAAAAAAGUUGUAUUGAUAAUGAUAAUUGCUUUAUUCCAACAGAUGUAUCAUGUUUUCACUCAAAUGAUUUUGAUAGCGGGGAAACAGAAAAAAUUAUUUCCUGUUUGAAAGACUGCUCUGGUGAUGAAACAUUAGUUGUGCGUAUUAAACAGGCCCCAUCAAGGGUUUCUCAAACACAACAGAACAAUGAAGAUGUUUUAGGUGCAUGUAUUUCACAAAUUUUACCAUUUCUUUACCUAGGUAAUGCACGUGAUUCACAAGAUGUUGAUCUCCUUCGAAAGCUGAAAGUCACACAUAUAACGCUUAAUCAUAUACAAUACCUACGCAUACCGGCAUCAGAUACUACAGAUCAAAAUCUUCGCCCAGCAUUUGACAGAGCUGUACAGUUCAUAGAAAAGGCUCGAAAGCAAAGUGGAAUUGUUCUUGUUCACUGUUUAGCUGGUGUAUCGCGAUCGGCUGCUGUUGUUAUAGCUUAUCUUUUAUACAGCAAUCGUACUCUAAAUUUAUUCAAAGCACUCGAAUAUGUACAAGCUCGUAGAUCUGUAGCCGGACCAAAUUUACAUUUUAUGGGACAACUUCAAGCAUAUUACCAUGACCUACACAGUCGUAAAUCAUCAGUUUUUUCAAACCGAAGUAGUUCAAAAUCUAGAGAUAAAAUGAUCACACGUAACAGCGCGGAGAAUUUAAGUGGUAAAUCGAAAAAAACAAUAUAUCACGAAGUGUCAGCCUAUCAUCUAAUUUGA